AUGGCCUUCUCCUUUCUGGCUUUCCUGAUCUUAUCUGUCCACACCCUCCUAUCCAUUGGCUGCCCAGUGGGAUGUCGCUGCUACAGCUUGACUGUAGAGUGUGGCUCUAUGGGCCUCCGGGACAUCCCCUCACACGUCCCACCCUCCACACAGACCAUCUUCCUCCAGGACAAUGCUAUCGGGCAGAUCAAUCUAUCUGACCUCUCCCAGCUGGGCCUUCUGCAAUGCCUGUAUCUGCAGAACAACAGUAUUGCAGCACUGGAGCCUGGGGCCUUUCAGAGCCAGGGUAAUCUUCUGGAGCUGGCCCUCAACGGGAACCGCAUCCAUCUGAUCACAGGAGACAUGUUCAGAGGCUUGGAGCACCUCCGUAUCCUCUACCUGGCAGGAAAUGACAUCACUCGCCUACAGGACUAUACCUUCAGAGGCCUACUGCGUCUUCAAGAGCUUCACCUGCAGCAAAAUAACAUUGAGAUGCUGGGAGACCAGUCUCUAGUUGGUCUGUCCUCUCUUGCCCUCCUUGACCUCAGCCGGAAUAACCUGCACACCAUCGGCCCUGCCACCCUACGGCCCCUCGUCAGCCUGCAGGUGCUGCGUGUCACAGACAAUCCGUGGCGUUGCGACUGUGCCCUGCACUGGCUGCGCAGCUGGAUUGAUGAGGAGGGCCAGCGCCUGCUGAGCUCGGCCGAGAGACGCUUGGUGUGUUCCGAGCCGCCCCGCCUUUCCCACCUCAGCUUGGUGGAGGUGCCUCUCAACAGCCUGGUGUGUAUCCCCCCUCUGGUACAGCUGGAGCCACGCCGCCUGGCCGUGCGCCUGGGUGAGAGCCUACGUGUCUCCUGCCAUGCCUCUGGUUACCCCCGGCCGCAGGUCACCUGGAGGAAGGUGUCCCAGGGCAAGGUGCAACUAUCCCCGCGGGGGCUGGUGCAGGACCUGGGCAGUGUAGGGAGCGUGGGGGCUGAGGAUGCAGCACACCCAGGGCGGGUGAGACUCCAGAAGGAGGAUGGGGAGCGCUUCGAUCCAGACACAGGCAGUGGAAUGCUUUUCCUCAGCAACGUGACGGUGUCUCACGCCGGGGUGUAUGAGUGCGAGGCCUGGAACGCUGGAGGGGUGGCCCGUGUGACCUUUCAGCUAGCAAUCAACUCCUCGUCCUCUUCUGGUUGGUCCCCCGCCUCCUACGCCCCAUCCUGGCCUCGUCUGCGCGCCAAUCGGCCAACAUCGUCAGACGUGAGGCGAGAGCCCCUGUACGCCCUUGGCAGCAUGGCCUUCAGCACGCUGGGAGCUGCUACACAGACUGCCAUCGCCAUAGGGAUCUCCCUACUGGCCCUCACUGCCCUUCUCCUGGUGGCCAUGAUCUACAGCCGGCACCGCCAGCGGCAGAAGGACACAGAUGACAAGGAGGAAAGCAUACUGUAUGUCAAUGAUUACUCAGACGGACCAACAACCUUUGCCCAGCUGGAGGAGUACCGCGAUGAGCGCGGGCAUGAGAUGUAUGUUCUUAACCGCGCUAAACCCAUCAUCCCACCUUCCACCACAGCUGAUACCACCACCCCGGGGGACCAACAGCAGGAAGCACUGUCUCCCACAAAGCCCCAGAUGGAGCCCGAUAUACGGACAAUGAGAAGGAUCGCAGGGGAGGGCGUGGAGGCAGAGACGGUGACAGCCGAGUCAGAGGGCUUGUUUCUGAAUCACACAGGGUUGUUCCUCGACUCACAAUUUGCAUAUGAGAUCCACUGCUGA
Messenger RNA from Salvelinus namaycush (lake trout), 1734 nucleotides. Its product is annotated as leucine-rich repeat-containing protein 24-like. NCBI's taxonomy places the organism in Eukaryota, Metazoa, Chordata, Actinopteri, Salmoniformes, Salmonidae. Gene Ontology annotation, molecular function: protein binding. The transcript has 4 exons. The record is from RefSeq and is a predicted model, not a curated record. Bases 1 to 1734 code for a protein of 577 amino acids.